AUGCCUCUGAAAGUAAUUAUCAUUGGGGCAGGCAUUGCCGGCCUAACAGCGGCUGUAUCUUUGCGACGCUCAGGCCACUUCGUCGAAGUAUGCCACCCUUUUUUUGUAACCAAACCAAUAUUGACCAUUCUUAAGGUGCUGGAGCGAUCUGCCUUUGCAGGCGAGGUCGGAGCAGCUAUCAAUCUCGCGCCUAAUGGCACAGCAACGCUCAUGGGCCUCGGUUUCGAUAUUGAGCGAGCACGGGGCGUCCCGGUCAAGAAUUGGGAUACAGUACACGGAACUAAUUUGAAUCGCAUCGCAUGCCAGGAUCUGAGUACAUCGGUAGAGCGGUUUGGAGCGCCAUUCCUGAGUGUUCACAGGGUAGACCUCCACGACGAGCUUCUGCGGCUAGCACAGGAGGGCCCCGGGGGCGCUACCCUUCAACUCUCUUCAUCGGUUCUCGAAGUCAACCCGGACGAAGGAUCUGUGAAAUUAGCGGACGGUUCUGUCAAGUAUGCUGACUUGAUUGUUGCAGCGGACGGGCUUCAUUCGGUCGCGCGUCCCGCGGUGGCUUCGCUGGCAAGCCCAAAAGAUACCAAAUUGAGCGCGUUUCGUUUUCUUCUACCGACAGAAAAAAUUCGCGAGCACCCAGUUGGACGAGAGCUACUUUCAUGGAAAGUGCCUGGCGCAUUAUUGCUGGGCGAUCCAGGUUCCGUCACCCAGGAGGAAGAACGACACCUGAUGUGGUAUUCUUGUCGCGGGCUCGCUGAAGACGUCAAAUGCUGGCCCCUGUUUGAGACAAGCCCGCUCUCCAAGUGGACAACGGGCAAACUUGUUUUGAUCGGCGAUGCCGCACACCCUGUAGGAAUAGUCGCGUCGGAUGUGCUCCACUGUGUUGCCGAGACUGACCAAUCCGAGCAGAUGCUUCCGUUUGGUGGACAAGGAUCCAAUCAAGCCAUUGAAGAUGGCGGCGCCCUCGGAUUAUUAUUAGCUGGUGUCGAUGAACCGUCAGAAAUUCCCCACAGACUCGAGCUGUUUGAGCGACUUCGAAUGCGACGUGCAACGCGUGUCCAGAUUCUGUCAUCUGUACGCGCCAAUCGGGAAGCAAUGGUCAAGGAGCGGGUCCAGGAGUUUAUGGAGGAAGGUGUUACAUGUGAGUCCAACCUUGGAAGUCGUGCAUGA
This is a messenger RNA of Penicillium angulare, 1161 nucleotides long. Its product is annotated as FAD-dependent oxidoreductase. The transcript has 2 exons. Bases 1 to 1161 code for a protein of 386 amino acids. Gene Ontology annotation, molecular function: monooxygenase activity. Lineage: Eukaryota; Fungi; Ascomycota; Eurotiomycetes; Eurotiales; Aspergillaceae. The record is from RefSeq and is a predicted model, not a curated record.